This is a messenger RNA of Aegilops tauschii subsp. strangulata, 3093 nucleotides long. RefSeq names its product receptor-like protein EIX2. Gene Ontology annotation, molecular function: protein binding. The record is from RefSeq and is a predicted model, not a curated record. Lineage: Eukaryota; Viridiplantae; Streptophyta; Magnoliopsida; Poales; Poaceae.
ACAAGUACCCAAAAUGGCCAGGCCAAGGCAGCUGGUCCAGGCUACGGUGAUCCUCCUCCUAGCGACAUGGUUCCUCCGGAGCUCGUCAGCUCCGGCCAUGCUUGCGCCCCCGCUGCCACCACAACCACCGGACACCCUCUGCAUCCCCUACGAGCGGGAUGCACUUCGUGCGUUCAAGGCUAGCCUCACCGACCCGGGCAACUACCUCUCUUCGUGGCGAGACGAGGACUGUUGCCGAUGGAUAGGCAUCGAGUGCAGCAACCGAACCGGCCACGUCAUCAAGCUUGAGCUCGACGGGUCUAACACCAUGGGUUGGCCUAUGGGAGGUGAGAUAAACCCCUCCUUGCUUACUCUACGACAUCUGAAGCACCUUGAUCUCUCGUUCAACGACUUUGGUGGCAUGCCCAUUCCGGAGUUCAUCGGCGGCCUCCGGAGCCUUAGGCAUCUCCUCCUCCCCAACUCGUUUUUCGGCGGGCAAAUCCCUCCGCAGCUUGGAAACCUCUCCAACCUGCUCAUCCUUGACCUCUCAAAUCAGUUGCACAGUUGUUACUCGCCUGAUCUCGCAUGGGUCUCGCAGCUAUGGAAGCUACAAUACCUUGGCAUGUCUCAGGUGGACCUCAGCGCCGCCGUUGACUGGGCUCAUGUUGUUAACAUGCUCCCCUCCCUCGUAACUCUUGAACUACAAUCUUGCGGGCUUCGGAGCACUAUGCCUCCACCGUUGAACUCCAACCUCACAUCACUAGAGAACCUCUACCUCGGCUCCAACUCCUUUAACUCGCCCUUUGGAGCCAACUACUUGGCUUGGGAUCUACCUGCUCUUAGAAUUCUUAAAAUGCAUAGUUGCGGAAUCUGGGGUCCUAUCCCGGCCGCGGUCGGAAACUUUACCUACAUCCAAUCCUUGUUCCUUGACAAUAACAACUUCUCCGGCAUGGUGCCAUCUACCUUCAAGAAACUAAAGAAACUACAAAUGCUCAGGUUGUCACAUAACCUCAUUAGCGGGGGCAUAGAAGAUCUAUUGCAUAGAUUGCCAAUAGAUGAGUUACAAGAGUUGCACUUGCAGCACAAUAAGUUGGCAGGGAGAAUCCCGGAUCGGUUAGAUCACUUUACCAGCCUGUCCACACUUCGUCUCAAUGACAACAAACUAUUUGGAGAAGUACCAGUCAGCAUACGGGAACUCACAAAUUUAAAGGAGUUGCGGUUAAACUCAAACAACCUACAUGGUACAAUCACUGAAGACCAUUUCUCAAACCUGACUAGGCUAGAAGUCUUGUGGCUCUCCAAUAAUUCCUUAACUAUGUUGGUUGACAACACAUGGAACACUCCAUUCAAAUUAACUUCAGCGAGCUUUAGAUCUUGCAUCCUAGGACCACAUUUUCCAACAUGGAUUGGCCAAAGAACACUCGGCACUCUUGAUAUUUCAAACACUAGUAUACAUGAUUCCAUUCCUGAUGAGUUUUGGAUCGCAGUUUCCCGUGCUAGAAUUUUGGAUUUGUCGGGAAAUCGAAUUGUUGGCAGGCUUCCCCCAUUUUCAUUGUUUGGUGGAUUGGGGGCUAUUUUACUGGACAUCAGUUCUAACCAGCUUGUUGGCCCCAUUCCAACACUUCCAAAGAGCCUUCUCUACUUGGACCUCUCAGGGAACAACCUAUCAGGUGAACUGCCAUCAGAUAUUGGAGCACCAGAGCUGCAAGUACUCAUGCUCUUAAAGAAUUCCUUUUAUGGCACAAUUCCAUGCUCCCUGUUUGAGUUGGAACAAUUGAAGUCCUUAGACCUAUCGAAGAACCAACUAAAUGAGACAUUGCUGGAUUGCCCUCACGCACCAGAAACUUCCAAUAUUUUCAUGCUUAGCUUGAAUAACAACAACCUUUCGGGAGAAUUUCCAUCGUUUCUUCAGAGGUGUAAAGAGCUGAAAUUCCUUGAUCUGGCAUACAAUCAAUUUUCUGGGGUCUUGCCGACGUGGAUCGGUUCAAAGUUACCAUACUUGGCAUUUAUGCGGUUGCGGUCAAACAUGUUCUCUGGUGGUAUCCCUGUUGAACUCACCGGGAUGAAGGGGCUUCAGUAUUUAGACAUUGCAAGUAAUAACAUCUCAGGGGACAUACCACUAUCACUUGGGAAUCUCGUGGCUAUGGCUCAUACUCCCAACCAACAAGACGCCCUUUUCCAGAUUGUCCACUUUCGAUUGGCUUCCACAUAUAUGUUCCUCAUCGAUCCCUCUGAUAUGGAUAGUUUGGUGGUGGUCACAAAGGGUCAACAGCUCGAAUACACAACAGGAAUCGCGUACAUGGUAAACAUUGAUUUUUCCUGCAACAGAUUAACAGGGAAGAUUCCUCAGGAAAUCGGCAUGCUUGUAGCAUUAACAAACCUAAAUUUGUCCUGGAAUCAUCUCAGCGGCAUGAUCCCCCAAACUAUUGGUGAGCUACAGGCAGUGGAGUCUUUCGACCUCUCUCAUAACGAGCUCUCUGGUGAAAUCCCUACAAGUUUGGCAUCUCUAACAUUGUUGGCUCAUUUGAACUUGUCAUAUAACAAUCUAACGGGAACUAUACCAUCUGGAAAUCAGUUAAGGACUCUGGAUGACCAGCCAUCCAUCUAUAUUGGGAACCCGGGCCUCUGUGGUCCACCUGUAUCAAGCAACUGUUCAGGAAUUGGAAUCACCCGACGGGCUCUUGAAGAUGAUCAUGAGGGCAUGAGCGAUGUGUUGUCACUAUACCUCGGUAUUGGCACCGGGUUUUUAGCUGGUCUCUGGAUUGUCUUUUGUGGCUUCUUGUUCAAGCAGAAUUGGAGAAUUCGUUGGUUCUCGUUUUGUGACAGCGCAUAUGAUUGGAUUUAUUAUGUGAAAGUGGCACUGAGUCGGGCUUCACUGGCAAGAAAAAUGCCAGUAAGGGCUGGCUGAGAUCAUGGCUAGCUGGAACUUCUGUUCUUACAUAGUAUGAAUCUGGGAUUAGUAUUAAGCCCCUUUUGUCUUAUGUAAUGCUCUUCUUUGCCAUCUAAGUUGUAGCAUGAUCAAAUGUGCAUGUUUUCAUCUUAUGGAUAUGUAUAUGAACCAAGACAUGUGUAUGGCUGUAUUACCAAAUUUCAGUGAUAAUAAAUAUUGUCCUG